Molecule: messenger RNA, 2266 nt
Organism: Magallana angulata
Lineage: Eukaryota; Metazoa; Mollusca; Bivalvia; Ostreida; Ostreidae
Exons: 4
Coding region: 575-1267 (230 amino acids)
Source: RefSeq, a predicted model, not a curated record
GAUGCAAAUGUUGACAAUGUUAAAAAGACCGUAAUAAAGCCCCAUCAUCACUGGCAUGGAGGAAUUCAUAUCUAGUGUAUAUUAUGUAGGAGGAGAUGUCAAUGGCGGAUACAGUGUGGCAUUGUCAACACCUGAUUGAUCUUACUUCAUUAAAAUGAUUGACUCUCGAGAACCAGCUGAUGCCGAGUGUAUACAUCAUUAAUAGACUGGAGACAAUUAUUCGCUAAUAUUCGAUUCCUGAUCACCAGUUUAUCGGGAUAUGACAACCUUGACUAGGAGAGUUCAAAAGCCAUGUUUACAUCCGAGAACUUGUAUUCAGUCUGGCACAACCCACUAAUCCUCCAGCAGGUAGAACUAUCCCGAGCUGGACCAGAUUAUCAUGUUAAAACUGGAAUUAAUUUGUGUCGAUUAUGAAUCUGCUGUUGAAUUUACAUAUAUAUCCCAGGUAACGUGAAUCAAUCAUACACACUGCUCGGAGAGGUGACAACUGACAAUCAAUAGACCCGCCGCCGACACUAUAUAGUAUGACGAUCGGAAUCGAUGGCGUUUGAAUGUACAAUGUUUUCCCUGACACAUGCUUUUGCCACAAACAAUGGAAAAAGAGAUCUCGACAAACAAUGAAGUUUUCAAUGUUGAUAGCACCAAUCACAAGAAACUCAAAGACGGUGGAAUUAUUCUUGGAAACCCGGAAAUUAAACGUCUCAAAAUUACUCCAAAGCAAAACAGUCUGCCAAUCAGCAUUGAGAGUGUGAACCCGUUAUUGGACAACUUGGGGGACCGGAAGUUAGGCACGUUUCGGAACACGGUCUCAGAACCUAAUAUUUUCGUUACCCCUGCGGCACCAGAAGGUGCACCUUCGGACCAUGUGAUAGUUUUCCCCAAAGGAACGAACAAUCUUUCGCCCUUAAAUCAGUUGUAUGGAACGUACAAGAAAAAGUCAUCCCAGGAUUUUACAAAUCCAGCUUUUGAGCCUGAGGACGGAUACGUUGAUGACCACCAAUUUUGUGACAUUGUGGAUCAAGUUUUGAGACAACCCCUAAAUGGCGGACGUUACGUACACCCUUAUGGACAAGGGAAUCUGUACAAAGCCAUCCUGGUGGGAGAGAAAACCAAAGUACCCCAGAGCGCAGGAAAACUUGUGUUCUGGGCAGUGUUCAUGCUGAUGAUGGUCGGGCUAGCUUGCUCAAUCAUAAUACUUGCAGAAACUUAUAAAUCUGACCAGUAUUUGCCCCCAUUAUCAAAUAGUAAUGCCACAAAGGGGCAAUGAAAGGAGACAUGGAAAAAUGGAAACCCGUUCAAACCAGCCACUCUGACGUCUGCUCACCAAUAAACAUGGUGGUGUCCUUUAUCGUGGCGUUUUUGAAACGGAUAUUCAUUGGCAAUGGAUUGGAAUGAGGAGUGCUUCGAAAUCGUUUCUGCAUAAGACGAUGUGUGUCCAGCACUUUAAUCUGGAGAGCAGUGACUAUUAUAAAAUGCAGAUUUAUGCCUGCUCGCGUAAACAGAAAACGUAAUCAUGAACCAAAAUAUAUUUGAUAUUAUUCAGUGAUUUACGUUUUGUAUCGAUAAAGAUUUGUGACCAAUCUAUUGUAUCACACCGUAUAUACGGUUAACAAACACCCGUGCUUGCCUUAGAUUACUAUUACUAAAAUUUGUUUCCAAAACAGAAAUAAGUGUUGACAAAAUGUGUCAAUGUCGAUGCCGUUGUCAUUUAAAUGCAUCAUAAGCUAUAUUGAAAUUUACAUGGUAUGAUAUGUCAUGUUUUAAUGAUAGCGAUAUGCAAAGAGAUAUUUUGUCAUGUAAUUUUUUUAAGUAAUUACAUAGUAUAAUGAAUACAAAAUUCCUUUGCUUAUUUCUGAACAUAAUUUUGAUACGUUCAUCAUCCAGCUAACAAUUCGUAUCGAAACUUUUCUUUUCAGAUAUGUUUAUAUACGUAGAACUAAAACAAAACAUCAAACACCGCUUCAAUAUAGAUUUCAACAGUACCUUUUUGCCUGUACAAAAUCGUGACAUUUUGAUUAGCUGGCGCCAAUAUUUGUAGAUAGCUAGGUAACUAGACACGAUAUGUGCUCACAAUUUUACAAAUUGUUUCCAGUUUUUUUUUUUUCAUUUUUAAGGUGGAAUAACAAACCUGGAAAAAGUCACUCAAAUUAACAUGAAAUAUUUUGAUAAUGAAAGAUAUAAUGAUAAAUAAACUGUACAAAUGUCAAAUAAGCAAAAAAUUUGCAGUUUGGGGAUAAAAAAUGAUUAUCUAAAAUAAUUAUUUCAG